AUGGCCCCCGCUGUCGGUAUCGACUUGGGCACGACCUACUCGUGCGUGGGCAUCUUCCGUGAUGACCGCAUCGAGAUCAUUGCCAACGACCAGGGCAACCGCACAACCCCGUCCUUCGUGGCCUUCACAGACACCGAGCGUCUCAUCGGCGAUGCCGCCAAGAACCAGGUCGCCAUGAACCCCAUCAACACCGUCUUCGACGCCAAACGCCUCAUCGGCCGCAAGUUCGCAGACGCCGAGGUGCAGGCCGACAUGAAGCACUUCCCCUUCAAGGUCAUCGACAAGCAGAGCAAGCCUGUCGUGCAGGUUGAGUUCAAGGGCGAGACGAAGGAGUUCACACCCGAGGAGAUCUCCUCCAUGAUCUUGACCAAGAUGAGAGAGACCGCGGAGUCAUACCUCGGUGGCACGGUCAACAAUGCCGUGGUCACUGUUCCUGCAUACUUCAACGACUCGCAGAGGCAAGCAACCAAGGAUGCUGGUCUCAUUGCUGGCUUGAAUGUGCUCCGCAUCAUCAACGAGCCUACUGCCGCUGCCAUUGCCUACGGUCUCGACAAGAAGACUGAGGGUGAGCGCAACGUGCUCAUCUUCGACUUGGGUGGAGGUACUUUCGAUGUGUCUCUGCUCACCAUCGAGGAGGGUAUCUUCGAGGUCAAGUCUACUGCUGGUGAUACCCAUCUUGGUGGCGAGGAUUUCGACAACCGUCUCGUGAACCACUUUGUCAACGAGUUCAAAAGAAAACACAAGAAGGGCAUGUCUACUUCCAUCGGAGAUGCAAAUUUACAAUAUACUGACGGACUCCCAGAUCUGACCAGCAACGCCCGCGCCCUUCGUCGUCUGCGCACAGCCUGCGAGCGUGCCAAGCGCACUCUGUCUUCCUCCGCACAAACUUCCAUCGAGAUCGAUUCGCUGUACGAGGGCAUUGACUUCUACACGUCCAUCACUCGUGCCCGUUUCGAGGAGCUAUGCCAGGAUCUCUUCCGCUCCACAAUGGAGCCAGUUGAGCGCGUCCUCCGCGACGCCAAGAUCGACAAGUCUUCCGUCCACGAGAUCGUCUUGGUCGGUGGCUCCACCCGUAUCCCCAAGAUUCAGAAGAUGGUUUCCGACUUCUUCAACGGCAAGGAGCCCAACAAGUCCAUCAACCCUGAUGAGGCCGUCGCCUACGGUGCGGCCGUCCAGGCCGCUAUCCUUUCCGGUGACACUUCCAGCAAGUCUACCAACGAGAUCUUGCUGCUCGACGUCGCGCCGCUUUCCAUUGGUAUCGAGACCGCUGGUGGUGUCAUGACUCCUCUCAUCAAGCGCAACACCACCAUCCCCACGAAGAAGUCUGAGGUCUUCUCCACCUUUUCCGACAAUCAGCCUGGUGUGCUUAUCCAGGUCUUCGAGGGUGAGCGUGCCCGCACCAAGGACAACAACCUCCUCGGCAAGUUCGAGCUUACGGGCAUCCCACCCGCGCCUCGUGGUGUCCCUCAGAUCGAGGUCACCUUCGAUGUUGACGCCAACGGCAUCAUCAACGUCUCCGCGCUCGAGAAGGGCACUGGCAAGACCAACAAGAUCGUCAUCACCAACGACAAGGGCCGCUUAUCCAAGGAGGAGAUCGAGCGCAUGUUGGCCGAGGCCGAGAAGUACAAGGAGGAGGAUGAAGCCGAGGCCGGCCGAAUCCAGGCCAAGAACGGUCUUGAGUCGUACGCCUAUUCGCUCAAGAACACCCUGUCCGACUCCAAGGUUGACGAGAAGCUGUCGACUGAGGACAAGGAGAAGCUCAAGGCUGAGAUCGACAAGACUGUUGCUUGGCUCGAUGACAACCAGACUGCUACCAAGGACGAGUACGAGAGCCAGCAGAAGGAGCUGGAGGGUGUGGCGAACCCCAUCAUGAUGAAGUUCUACGGUGCCGAAGGUGGAGCAGGCGGUAUGCCAGGUGGCAUGGGCGGAAUGCCAGGCGGUAUGGGCGGAGGUAUGCCCGGCGGUGCUCCAGGCGCUGGCGGCGACGAUGGCCCAACCGUCGAGGAGGUUGACUGA
Recurvomyces mirabilis is the source of this 2016-nucleotide messenger RNA. It is a transcript of the gene SSA2, whose product is annotated as Hsp70 chaperone. Gene Ontology annotation, cellular component: nucleus; cytosol; plasma membrane. Gene Ontology annotation, molecular function: ATP binding; ATP-dependent protein folding chaperone. The transcript has 2 exons. The record is from RefSeq and is a predicted model, not a curated record. Bases 1 to 2016 code for a protein of 671 amino acids. NCBI's taxonomy places the organism in Eukaryota, Fungi, Ascomycota, Dothideomycetes, Mycosphaerellales, Teratosphaeriaceae.